AUGAAGAAAAUAAACCUUCGCCUCGGCCUCCUCCUCUAUUUGUUGCUGCUCACCAAAGCAGCAGCAGCAGCAGCAACAGCAGCAGCAGCAGCAGCAGCAGCAACAGCAGCAGCAGCAGCAGCAGACGAUGACGCAGCAGGGGAUUCUUUUCCCCCUGCUCGCUGCCAGCUGCAGCAGCUGCAGCAGCAGCAGCAGCAGUGGUUCCCGCGGGAUUACUUUGCUGCAGAUGCUUCUGCUGCUUCGAAAAGCUUUCGAGAAGAAUAUGAAUUUGUGGAGAAAACUUUUGCUGUUCGCUUUGCUGCUGCUGCUGCGAGCGGGGCCGCUGCGGUGUACGUACACUCCGUGGGCGCGGGCAGCAGCGCGAAGUCCCGAGACAAACUUGGCCGGGAAAUAAUUCAAAACAAAAAAAGAUUAACUAAUUCUAAAGAGUGGAAUAAAUUAAUUCGAGUUUCCAAUUUGCUUUUCACUGUUGCCCUCGCGACAGAAAGCGCUGCUGCAGCAGCAGCUGCUGCUGCUGCUGCUGGCUGCGAAGGAACUUGCGUUGCGUUGUGGCUUGCGUGUGGAGUGCUGCAGCAGCAGCAAGCGGAGAAAGUGCUGCUGGUAGUAGACCUGACGGCGGACUCGGAUAUUGUUGCUGCUGCUUUUGCUGCUGCUCAGCAGCAGCAAACUGCUGCUGCUGUUCUUACUUGGGCUGCGCAGCCCCAGGUGUACGUGGAGCUCAACUGGCUUCUUUCGCGAGUUGAGCGGCUGCUGCUGCUUGCUGCUCCGCUGCUGCUCGCCGACAAUUUGCUGCUGCUGCAGUGGCUGCUGAGCCAGGCAGCAGCAAUAGCUCGGGACCAAAUCCAUAGGGAGCAGCAGCAGCAGCAGCAGCAACAGCAACACCAGCAGCAGCAGCCGCCUGCGCGCUUACAAGAAGCGCUCAAUCAGCUGCCCGUCAUUCAGCGGCUGGUGGCAGCAGCAGCAGCUUGCAGGGCUGACGAGGCAGCAGCAGCAGCAGCAGCAAGGCCGCAAGCCUCAGCAGCAGCAACAGCCGCAGAAAUCGCAGCAGCAGCAGCAGCAGCAGCAGCAACGGACCCCCCGGACUGCUCCUCGGUGUUAGCUGCUGCUGCUGCUCUGCGCGAGCAGCUGCAGCAGCAGCAAAGGGCCCUGGGGGCCCCCCAGCUGCUGCUUAGUGCUGCAGCAGAUGCUUUUUAUUUAGCAGCUUUUAUUAAUCCCCAAAAUAUUCCUUUUCCUUUUAUGCCAGCAGCAGCAGAGGCCUCGCAGCAGCAGCAGCAGCUCCGCAGCUUCCUCCGCCGCUGCUUGCCUUUCGCCUUUAAAACGAAGCAAAUCAAAUACGCUGCUGCUGCUGCUGCAGCAACAGCAGCUGCUGCUGCUGCUGCUGCUGAUGGGGAGGGGCCCCCAAGGCCCAGCAGGCUAAAGGCAGACAGCGAUUUGCUGCUGCGCUGA
Messenger RNA from Eimeria tenella, 1446 nucleotides. RefSeq lists its product as uncharacterized. The record is from RefSeq and is a predicted model, not a curated record. The transcript has 3 exons. Lineage: Eukaryota; Apicomplexa; Conoidasida; Eucoccidiorida; Eimeriidae. Bases 1 to 1446 code for a protein of 481 amino acids.